Aspergillus thermomutatus is the source of this 1785-nucleotide messenger RNA. RefSeq lists its product as uncharacterized. Gene Ontology annotation, biological process: transmembrane transport. The transcript has 7 exons. Bases 1 to 1785 code for a protein of 594 amino acids. Lineage: Eukaryota; Fungi; Ascomycota; Eurotiomycetes; Eurotiales; Aspergillaceae. The record is from RefSeq and is a predicted model, not a curated record.
AUGUGGCCCAUCCGUUUCAUAGUCUGGGCCCUGGUACCCGCAUCGAUCCCAGUGCAUGCCUUCUCAGCGAAUGGCAGCUCGUGGCCGAUUCCAGCCAUCAAGGAUGUCCCCCGACGGGGUGACGAUUUUCAGCUUGAUCUCGUGAGGGCAGUCAUCCGCGGUGUGAAGAAGAUGUCCGAAGAUGAGGGGGAGAAGUUUUUCUUUGAUUAUUGGGACCUCCAAGGGACAGACGAGAUUGGUCUGACAACAACGAACGAGACAUGUAGCUCUCAAAGCUAUGAAACACGGGAGGCGCCGGAGAUCCAGCCUCGGGCAUAUCCCUUUCGGCCGUCUGUGCCGACUAAUAUGGGCUUCAGCCCGCUGUUUCGGCGAGAUUUCAAAUGCCCGACUGGCACUUUCGCUUGUGCCUACAUCUACACGGUGACAGUGACCUUGAGUUCCACCGUCAUAGUGUCCACUGCUACUCGGACCGUCCCUCCAGAGACAAGCCAGUUUUCGAGCAGCAGCAGCAGCAGCAGCAGCAGGACAACACAAUCCACGGGCGAACUGACGCCUCCAGCUCGACCUACCAGUCUCUCCACCGCCACCACCUCACAGAGCAGCCAGACAGGCUCAAUCUGUCCAACCGGAUUCUAUGCUUGUUCUGCUUAUUAUGAAGGAGGCUGCUGCCGCACAGGACGAGACUGUGACACUACGUCCUGCCCUGUGAAGGCAUCGUCGACCAUCACAUCGGACGGCCGUACCAUCGUGGUGCCAGCCCAAACGACAACUGCGGCGAGCGGAACGGGACGAUGCGCCAGCGGCUGGUUUAGCUGUGCAGACACUCAUUUCUUUGUUUAUCUCACUCCGGAUAAUCGCUUGCCCACCAUGUCGUCUAGCAACCAACAGCCUCUUCCGUUCGCCUACCAGUUCGUCGCCGGAGCUGUCGCUGGUGUAUCAGAGAUUCUUGUCAUGUACCCGUUAGAUGUGGUCAAGACGCGAGUGCAACUUCAGUCCAACCUUGCUACCGCCGCUGCAGAGGACAGAUACAAUGGCAUGUUUGAUUGCUUCCGCAAGAUCAUCAAGAACGAAGGAUUCUCACGUCUAUACCGCGGUAUCUCGGCCCCCAUCCUGAUGGAGGCUCCCAAGCGUGCGACCAAGUUCGCCGCCAACGACAGUUGGGGCUCGUUCUACCGGGGCCUGUUCGGCGUGCAGAAGCAGACACAGUCGUUGGCCGUGCUGACAGGUGCCACCGCGGGCGCCACCGAGGCCUUCGUGGUGGUGCCCUUUGAGCUGGUCAAGAUCCGUCUGCAGGACCGCGCCUCCGCGGGCAAGUACAACGGUAUGCUGGACGUGGUGCGCAAGAUCGUCGCCACCGAGGGCCCUCUUGCCCUGUACAACGGUCUCGAGUCGACGCUGUGGCGUCACAUCCUCUGGAACGGUGGCUACUUCGGCUGCAUCUUCCAGGUCCGCUCGCAGCUGCCCGCCCCAGAACCCGGCAACAAGUCCCAGCAGACCCGCAACGACCUGAUCGCCGGUACCAUCGGUGGUAUCGCCGGUACCGUCCUCAACACCCCCAUGGACGUCGUCAAGUCCCGCAUCCAGAACUCCCCCAAGGUCUCCGGCCAGGUGCCCAAGUACAACUGGGCCUGGCCUGCCGUUGGCACCGUCAUGAAGGAAGAAGGUUUCGGCGCCCUCUACAAGGGUUUCAUCCCCAAGGUGCUCCGUCUGGGUCCCGGUGGUGGUAUUCUGCUCGUCGUCUUCACCGGUGUCAUGGACUUUUUCCGUAAGAUGCGCAGUGAAUAG